Messenger RNA from Thamnophis elegans (Western terrestrial garter snake), 1350 nucleotides. Its product is annotated as ryncolin-3-like. Bases 28 to 1023 code for a protein of 331 amino acids. The record is from RefSeq and is a predicted model, not a curated record. Lineage: Eukaryota; Metazoa; Chordata; Lepidosauria; Squamata; Natricidae. The transcript is spliced from 8 exons.
GCUCAGAGAGAAAGCUGGCAAGGCAAAAUGAAGCCUUGGGCUGGUUUCCACCUGAUUUUCCUGGUUGCUAGUUCGGUGGAGGGUGACGUCUCAAAUCGUGGCACUGCAGGAUCCCAGGACACUGAAGCCACUUGCUGUGCACAGCUGGAGGGCUUAACACAAUGCGGAAGGGAAAAGAUUAUUCUCCAAGGUCAGGCUGGGGUACCUGGAAUUCCAGGUGUGCCAGGAACAAAUGGAUCCCCAGGGGUAAAGGGUGACCAAGGUCCUCAGGGGCCCCCAGGUGAAAGAGGAUCUGCUGGGAUAACUGGAAAAGCUGGACCGAAAGGAGACAAAGGAGACAAAGGAGAUGCCUGCAGAUUAGACAAUUGUCCACCGAAAGAGAUUGAAGCCAGAAACUGCAAGGACCUCCUGGAACGUGGGGAGACCCUGACUGGCUGGUAUACAAUCUACCCAACCAAGGGAAACCCAAUGCUGGUUUUCUGUGACAUGGGGACUGAUGGAGGAGGCUGGUUGCAAUUCCAGAGGCGGCAGGAUGGGUCUGUGGAUUUCUACCGUGACUGGGAAUCAUACAAGAAAGGAUUUGGAAAUCAAGGAUCAGAAUUCUGGCUAGGCAAUGAUAAGAUCCAUCUUCUCACCAGUUCUGGAACACAUCAGUUGAGGAUUGACCUAGAAGAUUUCAAUGGUUCCAGAAUCUUUGCAAUAUAUUCCAGUUUCAGAAUUGCAAAUGAAAGUGAAAAUUACAAAUUAAUAUUGGGUUCUUAUUUGGAUGGCAACAUGGGUGAUUCUCUCUCAGGACACAAUGACCAUCCGUUCUCUACCAAAGACAGAGACAAUGAUAUCUAUGAUGGAAAUUGUGCUGAAAGUUUCAAAGGAGCCUGGUGGUACACUAAAUGCCACGCUUCCAACCUCAAUGGCCUGUAUCACAAAGGAGAACAUACCUCUUACGCUGAUGGCAUCAACUGGUAUUCUGGGAAGGGGCACCAUUAUUCCUACAAGUAUGCAGAUAUGAAAAUUAGACCAUAAUAAAUGAAACCACAGUUUGAUAGAUUUUUCAAUAUGACUCAAAAUGAUUGUUCUUCUCUAUUCUCUUCUGGAAAAAAAAUUAAAUGCAGCAAUUCGUUAAAACUGCUCCUUUGUGUCACUGUUCUCUCUUGUAGUGAUCCCUUUUUUAUGUACAUGGGGAUUGGGUUCAAACCAUUUUCCUUCUUCAUUUUCCAAUUUUUUGGAAGCAGAAAUAGAACAUCUGUGGCAAAAGAAAACAAAGGUAGUACCAAUAGGAAUUAGUGCUUUGGUACCAGAGAUGGAUUGCUCCCAGGUUGCCCUGGUUUGGUAGUGGUGAUUCAGCCUGAG